AUGUCCGCCUCUACCACUCGUUUUGCCAUCGACUAUGCGAAGAGAGUGGCCAGUUGUAAAAAAUGCAAAAUUGCAACUGCCGAAAGGGGGUGGGACGAUGUGAAAGACGAGGAUAAGGAGCCAAUAUUGAAGUUGAUCGAUGACUUGAAUAAAGUGCGCGCUAAAAAAGAAGGUGGCGCAGCGAAAGGAACGCCCGAAAAAGAAAGCGGAGGAUAUUGGAAAGAGGCUAAUGAGGAGUCUAAGUACAACUCAUUCCACAAGUUCACGAAACUUUGCGAAGUCAUAGCUUCUGUAUCGAAGUACACAGAUAAGUCGUCAGCAGUGAAAAUGUUCAUUUCUAGAGAUGAUUUCGACGGGGACAUAUUGACUUUGGUUCGACUUCUGAUUCCUGGUGUCGAUCAAAGGGUCUAUAACAUCAAGGAGAAGCAAAUCAUCAAGCAUUUUGCUACUGUGAGUAAAAUUUAUUCUUUCUUCAAGCCCAUUAUUUGGGAAUUGCCCUGUGCUUCCAGUUGGGUUCUCUUUUGUUGUGGUUGUGAAGGUAGUACAGGAAUCCGGUAUUUGAUCUGGAUGGCGUUGUUGUGA
This is a messenger RNA of Cooperia oncophora, 582 nucleotides long. Lineage: Eukaryota; Metazoa; Nematoda; Chromadorea; Rhabditida; Trichostrongylidae. The record is from the annotation of a GenBank genome assembly.